CAAAAGUCGGCUCCCCAGGCUGCUACCGAGGGUGGGCGCAGACAGUUGGUUAUUGCUUCUCUCUUUUCGCUCCCUUGUGGAUGAGACAUUGUCCCCUCGCCGUUCUCACCAUCCUCCUGUGUGUCGCAGACGUCCUCUCGUUCUCAACUGCAAUUGCCAUCCACUCUCGUUCAGCAGUUCUGCUCGUCGCAAACCUGUACCACCUCCUUGCAGGCCCUCAAUCAAAUCUUCGAGCGCGAUUGACGUUCAGACAGCUACCACGCUAUGAGGAACGUUGACUUCGCAGCACGAUGCGCUCUUCAAACCACAUUCGCUUGAUGCCUUUUUCGCGGUCGUGCGGUAGCGAUAUCUUGAUUGCCGUCAGUCUUGUACUAUCACUUUGCCCCGUCGAUGCCUCGGAGCCUGCCCCGAUUGUUGCGACAACAAGUACCGACUUUUUCGGCUACGAUGGCCUGUGGUCCGCCAUCAGUAUACGGGUCGGGUCGCCCGAGCAAUAUCUUUCUGUUUUUCCUAGCACACUGAGUCAGGAGACGUGGGUGGUAGGCCCCGCCGGCUGCGAUGGAACCUCGAUCUGUGAGAAUAAAAGAGGGGGUUUGUUUUCCGCAAACGAGUCGUCUACCUUUAAGGCUCGAGGCUUUUACGAGCUCAAUUUUGAUCCUCAGCUGGGCGGCAGCGGGUACGGAUAUUAUGGCUUGGACACUCUUUCCCUCGACGAUGCAACCUCUGUGCCUGAUCAAAUCGUCUCCGUGGUCAAUUCAACCGACUACUGGGUCGGAACCCUGGGACUGGGAGUUCAGCAGACUCGCUUCAGUGGCUCCGAGGCCAUUUCGCCGCUCUUGUCGAGCCUGGUACAGAAGCGCAACGACAUCCCGAGCCGCAGUUACGGCUAUACUGCAGGAGCAGUCUACCGCCUGAAAAGCGUGCCAGCCUCAUUGACCUUGGGAGGGGUUGAUGCCAACCGAUUCGUACCGAACGAAAUGAGCUUCACAUUAAGCCAGGACUAUUCUCCGAUCGUCGCGAUCAACUCGAUAUCAGUCUCAUCGGGGGCCGAAUCUUUGCCUUCUAAUUGGGACUCCAAUCCUCAGACGCUUCUGGACAUGUCUCAAGCCGACUUAUUUACCAUUGACUCAUCCACUCCAUUUCUAUGGCUUCCGGAACCAGCUUGCGACGCUUUUGCAAAUGCUCUUAACCUGACCUACGACGACACUUUACAGCUCUACCUCUUCCCAUCGGAUAAUUCAUCAUCCCCCAGUGCUCUCAGCGCAUGGAAUUUGACUUUCACAUUCACGUUGAGCAAUUUGCCAGGCUCGCCCGACCAGCUUGAACUGAAAUUGCCAUACGAUGCGUUCAACCUGCAAUUGACAUACCCAUUCCCGAACCUGGCAGCAAACUUUACCUCUCCUCCCACAAACUAUUUUCCUCUGCGCAAAGCAGCCAAUUCCACACAGUAUACCAUUGGUCGAGCCUUCUUACAAGAGACGUAUCUUACCGUCGAUUACGAACGCAAUAGAUUCUCCAUCUCACAAGCAGUGUUCACGUUGGAUGCCGUUAGCAAUGUCAACCUCCUGGCGAUCUCCCGACCCGAAGGUAGCACAUGGCCAGGACCUCCAGGAACUGGUUUGUCAACAGGCGCUAAAAUAGGGAUUGGAGUAGGAGCUGGAAUCGGGGCGUUGCUUGCAUUGACACUGGCCUGGUGGUUCUGCUUCCGCAAGAGGAGGGUGACAGGCAGUGCUGGGACGGAGAAGGAGAAGAGACGGUCAUUGCUUAGUCGGCUACAGAAGAACCCCGACUCGAAAACCUCUGUUUCUGAGUUGCUGGGCGACAAACGUCAACCGACUGAGGUCCCUGCAGAUCCGUCAGUUAGUCGGUUCGAACUUUCAGGCAGCACGCCAAUUGAAAUGCCGGCUGGCCCCGUUUCGCCUAGUUUCUUCGAGAGCAACGACGGCCCUCGGCGGGGAUCGGCGCUCAUGAGGAACGAUCCAAGAAGACCAGCAGAGCUCGAGCAGCAGCAGUCGGCCAACAAGGCAGCGGAAGCGGCAGCCAGCGAAAGAUCAGGCUCGCCGGUCCCCCCAUAUUCACCCGCGGAGAUCAAUCAUCGCUUCAGCAAUAGUGUCAGCCCCUACAGUGUCAGGCACAGUCGUGCAUUUGGGACUGUGUCCUCUGAUGACCAGGGCAUCAGUCCUGUGGGUGCCAGCCACGGCGGUCAUUCCGGGCGAUCCAGCAAUACCAACAGCAGAAGCAUGUCCAGCCCAAUAUCACCAGAGGUCACAUCAAGAUCACAAGCGCAAUUUUCGCCUGGAGGAAGUACCAGCCCUACUACGAGCACCAGCCGUGGCAGCCUUUUGGUACCACAGCUGAAUGGACGACCUCCAUCGCGCUCGCCCAGUUCUGGAAGCAGGUUUGUCGAGGAAGGACUGGGCACCGUGACGGAAGAACGUCCUGCUGGCCCGCCUGUUCGAACGAAUCCUCCAGAAGACAGAUUCAGCUGGGAGCAGUGAACGUGCGGGAGGCAGAUGGCGGAUUGAUGACCUGUAAUGACCCGAGAUGCUUGUCACGUUAUUGCUCCUGUUCGAGCAUGGAUGUAUCCCAGUUGGAAAAGAAAAAGCGAAGGACUGUAUAGCACUGGACAGGAUACCAGUCUCAUAUACCUGGGUAAUAUGUAAAUAAAUUGUUCAAAACCUCGAUAGAUGUGGCCAGCCUAGCAUGUGGAUCCACGAAGCCAACCC
Messenger RNA from Cladophialophora immunda, 2726 nucleotides. RefSeq lists its product as uncharacterized. Bases 291 to 2498 code for a protein of 735 amino acids. Gene Ontology annotation, cellular component: fungal-type vacuole. Gene Ontology annotation, biological process: proteolysis. Gene Ontology annotation, molecular function: aspartic-type endopeptidase activity. The record is from RefSeq and is a predicted model, not a curated record. Lineage: Eukaryota; Fungi; Ascomycota; Eurotiomycetes; Chaetothyriales; Herpotrichiellaceae. The transcript is spliced from 2 exons.